Messenger RNA from Musca vetustissima, 1559 nucleotides. Its product is annotated as hexokinase-1-like. NCBI's taxonomy places the organism in Eukaryota, Metazoa, Arthropoda, Insecta, Diptera, Muscidae. Gene Ontology annotation, molecular function: D-glucose binding; fructokinase activity; ATP binding. The record is from RefSeq and is a predicted model, not a curated record. Bases 1 to 1554 code for a protein of 517 amino acids. Gene Ontology annotation, biological process: intracellular glucose homeostasis; glycolytic process; glucose 6-phosphate metabolic process. Gene Ontology annotation, cellular component: cytosol; mitochondrion. The transcript is spliced from 2 exons.
AUGAGCUACGACGUCGGCUACGACACAACCCACCAGCUCAGCAACCAACCAACUAGCCAACAAAACAGCAACGACGACGACGAUAGUGACAGCGACAGCAACAACGUCGACAUCAGCGUUAAUGUGAGCGAGUGCGUGCGUGAGCGUGAAGUCUUUCAAAUGUACCAAAUCGAGCAACUGCAAUUAUGCGACCCGGAAAAACAACAACGCAUUGAGGCGUUGCUGAACGGUCUCCAUCUGACGGACGAUGCGUUGGAACGUAUACGCCAGGUGUUCAGGGAGGAAAUGGAUUUGGCUCUGAAAAUGCAACCCUCUUCGCUGCAAAUGGAGAAUACCUAUAUACCCGAGCUGCCCGAUGGCACUGAGAGUGGUACCUACUUGGCCAUGGACCUGGGUGGCACAAAUUUACGUGUUCUCCUAAUGACCUUGGAACAGGGUCAGGUAUUGGAUGAAAUUGUACAGUACUAUCCGCUGCCGGAGAAUUUGCGCAUUGGAGACGGUGAUGUUUUGUUCGAUUAUUUGGCCCAGUGUGUAGAUCAAUUUGCGCGGGAUCAGGAGCUGGACGAAGAUCGUAUCUACUCGAUGGGUUUUACAUUCUCAUUUCCCAUGAGGCAGAGUGCUCUCGAUUCGGGUGUUCUGGUGACAUGGACAAAGUCCUUCAAUUGCCCUUCAGUGGUGGGUCAAGACGCCGUGCUAAUCUUGAGAAAGUUCCUAAAGAAAUACAAUCGAAAUAAUAUAGAAAUUGUGGCCAUACUGAAUGAUACCACCGGUACCCUAAUGCAUGGCGCCAUUAUGGAUAAAAACACCCGCAUAGGCAUUGUGUUGGGUACCGGCUCUAAUGGUUGCUAUAUGGAACGCAGCUCACGUGUCCUACACUGGGAACAGGAACGCCAUGGCGAACGUCAUGUUGUUGUCGAUGUGGAAUGGGGUGCCUUUGGCGAUAACGGUGUUUUGGAUUUCAUCAAAACCGAUUACGAUCGUCAAGUGGAUGAGGGUUCGCUGCUCAAGAAUUCCUUUACCUUUGAAAAAUACAUAUCCGGCAAAUAUUUAGGUGAACUAUGCCGUUGCAUUUUGGCGAAGCUACACAGCGAACAACUGUUCCUACCCCAAGUGGCAGCUGAUGAUUUACCCCAACCAUGGACAUUUGGCUCGGACAAUGUCUCCGUCAUUGAACAUGACACCCUACGCAACGGUUGGGAAAAUGUUGAAAAUAUUUUGCGAAAGAAAUUCAAUGCCUCGGAAAUCGGGGCAGAUGAUCUGCAGGUAAUACGUUAUGUUUGUGGUUUAAUAUCGAAACGGGCUGCCCAACUUGUGGCCCUCAACACAUCGGUGCUGUUGAACGGCAUGUCACCCGAGGAGGGCGAUAACAUUACCAUUGCCAUUGAUGGCUCGGUCUACAAACAUCAUCCCCGUCUGCGACAGUGGAUAAUUGAUUAUACCGCACUCUGGACCAAAGAUAAGACCACCAAGUAUAUGUUGGCCGAUGAUGGUAGCGGCAAAGGGGCGGCUGUGGUGGCUGCCAUAGCCGAAAAGUUACGACGUCAGAAUUUGUGAUUAGG